Molecule: messenger RNA, 3771 nt
Organism: Mercenaria mercenaria
Lineage: Eukaryota; Metazoa; Mollusca; Bivalvia; Venerida; Veneridae
Product: threonine--tRNA ligase 1, cytoplasmic-like
Exons: 20
Coding region: 71-2224 (717 amino acids)
Biological process (GO): threonyl-tRNA aminoacylation
Cellular component (GO): cytoplasm
Molecular function (GO): threonine-tRNA ligase activity; ATP binding
Source: RefSeq, a predicted model, not a curated record
AUAAACUUCAAAACAUGGAAAUUUCAGAGAAGAAAAAGGCAUGACGCUUUUCUUUUAAUUAAAGCUUAACAUGCUUUCAAGAUUUUCACUUUCCUCCCUUCGGAGCCGUCUUGGAAGAACUUUUAUUCGAUUCAGUAGCCGGAAAGGGAAGAAAGCAAAGGCAGAAGCUGCUGGUGACCAGGGAGAUAAACUGACUGCAAUGGAUCCACCACCAGAGUUUCUGGCCUCAAGACAACAAUUAUGGGACCAGUUAAAGAAAGAGUAUGAUGACUGGGUGGCGGCGCAGGAGCGAGUAUCCAUUAAAGUCACACUUCCUGACGGGAAGGUUGUGGAAGGCAAGGCAUGGGAAACUACCCCAUACGAUGUUGCCAAGGGAAUCAGUCAAGGAUUGGCGGAUAACACUGUGAUAGCAAAGGUCAAUGAUGUACUGUGGGACCUUGACAGACCGCUUGAACAAGAUGCCAAGUUACAGUUGCUCAAGUUUGACGAUAAAGAUGGUGAAUAUGUAUUCUGGCAUUCUAGUGCACAUAUACUUGGUGAGGCAAUGGAAUGUUUAUACGGAGGACAUCUGUGUUACGGCCCUCCCAUUGAAAGUGGUUUCUACUAUGAUAUGUGGUCAGACAGACAGGUAUCCAGCAAUGAUUACCCUGUGAUAGAGAGUCGUGUGAAACAAAUUGUGAAGGAAAAACAACCUUUUGAGAGACUUGUGAUGACAAAAGAAAACCUUCUUAAAAUGUUUGAGUACAAUGAGUUCAAACAGAGGAUCAUAAAUCAAAAGAUUGACACUCCAACAACUACUGUAUACAAAUGUGGACCAUUGAUAGAUCUGUGUAGAGGACCUCAUGUACGUCAUACUGGUAAAAUCAAGUCAAUGGCUGUCACUAAAAAUUCAUCCACAUAUUGGGAGGGCAAGGCUGAUGCAGAGUCUCUACAAAGAAUUUACGGAAUCUCUUUCCCAGAUCCCAAACAGAUGAAAGAAUGGAAACAUUUUCAAGAAGAGGCUGCAAAAAGAAAUCACAGAAAAAUCGGACAGGAUCAGGAGUUAUUCUUCUUCCAUGAAUUAAGUCCUGGUAGCUGUUUCUUCUUACCCAAGGGAGCACAUAUAUACAACACACUUGUAGAUUUCAUGAAGUCAGAGUACAGAAAGCGUGGUUUCCAUGAGGUUGUAUCACCAAACAUCUACAAUCACAGACUGUGGGAAACAUCAGGACAUUGGCAGCACUAUGCUGAGAACAUGUUCCAGUUUGAUGUAGAGAAGGAAAAAUAUGCUCUCAAACCCAUGAAUUGUCCAGGACAUUGCUUGAUGUUUGACCACCGUAUAAGAUCACAUAAAGAGUUACCCUUGAGGAUGGCAGAUUUUGGUGUUCUACACAGAAAUGAGUUGUCUGGUGCACUGAGUGGGCUGACACGUGUACGCAGGUUCCAGCAGGAUGAUGCUCAUAUAUUCUGUACGCCUGAACAGAUUGAGCAGGAAGUUCUAGGAUGUUUAGAAUUCCUCAAGUUUGUGUACGGUGUGUUUGGUUUCACAUUUGAGUUGAAGCUCUCCACCAGACCUGACGGUUUCCUUGGUGACCCGGCAUUGUGGGAAACAGCAGAAAAAGAUCUGGCUACCACGUUGGAUAAGUUUGGCUAUAAGUGGGAGUUGAACCCAGGAGAUGGAGCUUUCUAUGGUCCCAAGAUUGACAUCACCAUUACGGAUGCAUUGAGAAGACCCCACCAGUGUGCCACUAUACAGCUUGACUUCCAGCUACCAAUCAGGUUCAACCUUGGCUACAUUGGUGCAUCAGGUGAUGGUGAGAAACUGCGACCUGUGAUCAUACAUCGUGCAAUCCUCGGCUCUGUAGAGAGAAUGAUGGCUAUCCUCUGUGAAAGUUACGGUGGAAAGUGGCCAUUCUGGUUAUCACCUAGACAAGCAAUAGUUAUACCUGUAGCAUCAGCCUUUGAUGAAUAUGCAAUGCAGGUGAAGCAACAGAUCUUUGAUGCAGGAUUUUUAUGUGAUGCAGAAUUGGAUCCAUCAAAUACACUCAACAAAAAAGUUAGAAACUCGCAACUUGCACAGUAUAAUUUUAUUCUGGUUGUUGGAGAGAAAGAAGUGGAAUCCAAGUCAGCAAAUGUACGUACACGUGACAACAAAGUGCAUGGGGAACAUUCUAUUGAAAAAAUCAUAGAGAGAUUUAACAGUUUCAAGGAAACCAGAUGUCUCGAUGCUGAGGAACAGUUUUAAAUGUAUUGUCAAUGGAAACUGUAUAAUUAGUCCAUAUCUCAGCAGUUGAGCAAGACGUAAUUCGUGAAUGAAAAUAACAAUGGCAUAUUGGCGCAAAUGGCAGUUACCAAAUGGGAAAACCUGCGUAUGAAGACACUUACACAAUUUCAAAAUAUAAUCGUUUAGAAACUUUUUUUGUACAAGGUUGCAAAAUAUGGCUUAAACAUACAUUUAUUGUAUUUUGCAUCCAUCACAUGUAUCUUAUUAAGUAAAACAGCGAUGUGUUUAAAAGUUUGUAUAGAAAUGAUUCAAGGCUGUUCAUUAUAACAUAAAUAAUAUCAGUUAAAACUUCAUUAGAGACAAUUUAAAAAAAGAAGUGUUAUUUUUUUGUAAUUUAAAUAGCAGUUGUUUAUACCAUAAUAGUUUGCUAAUGUUAAUUUUAUUACAUCUAAAUAAUGCAUCAGUGUUUUGUGUUGAUUGCUUUGUAAGUGCUUACUUCCUUUAUCCAUUUAAAGAUACCUUGUUAAAAAGAUUUUAGGUGCUUUUUCUUGUCUAUUGUGUCACUUUUUAUGCUUGUAUGAAUAUUUAAAAACAGAACAUGAUUUGUCAUGUAAAAAAAAUUUUGAUGAAUUUUUUAUUUUGAUUAGAUAUUCUUGCUCUGUUUGUCCAACUGUUUUAAUUAAAAAUUAAAUGUUAUAUAUUGAUAGAUGCUUAAAGCAGUUAUCUGUUGUAGAUGUUUAGACAUGCACAUUCAAAUCCAAGCAUUUUGCAUUAUAGCAUAUUGUAUUUUUAGGAUAAAACUGUAUACAUAUAUACAUUAUUGGCAGAUAGGUUAAAAUACAGUUGCGAUAAAUAGUUCCCUUCCAGUAGGGGACUCUGUAGCAAUACUUUAUACACUUAUUUGUUUCUGAGGAGACCUUUCUUGUGAUUCUGCCCUUCAGAUCAUAAAAUAGGACAUUCUGGUAUUUUAAAGGUUUCUUCAAUAGACAGGUUUUGUGAAUUAAAGGAAGGUAUGACAUUGUAAUAUUUUUAGCUUUGAAAUACACAUUGUUGUUAUGUAAUCAUGGGAUAAGGUCACUGUCCAUUUUAAUUAAAUUAUUCAUUAACCAUAAACACACAAGAACACCCCUAUCUACCUGUAAAAUUCACCCUUUUACAUUCAUCCAUUGUCUGUAUUUCUACUGUAUACUGUUGCUUUCUUACCUCUUGUAUGUCUAGUAUUAGUGUAAUUCUGCUCAAAUUUCCACUUUUUAGUCAAAUAGGAAUAUUCAUGACCUAGUUGUUUUCCUUGUUUGCCCUACCUUAAGUGUCAUAAAAGAAAAUAUAUAGAAAUAGUGUGAAACAUUAGUAUUUAGAUUGCUUUACAGUUGUCAAUGUAUUCAGCUUGUUAUUGUUGUUCCAUUAAGGAAAGAUUCAUUGUGACGGUUUUUCUCGCUCUAAUUUCUCAGUCAUUUCAUCCAGUUCAUCUAAUGCAGCCUUUACUGAACUUUUACUCUAGUUGUGAAAGAUUUUGAAUUAAAUGUCACACAAUUAUAUAUUUAUUGCAUAAAAUCAUUAGUGAUUUUAAA